Messenger RNA from Erigeron canadensis, 3985 nucleotides. RefSeq names its product pentatricopeptide repeat-containing protein At3g12770. The transcript is spliced from 8 exons. Lineage: Eukaryota; Viridiplantae; Streptophyta; Magnoliopsida; Asterales; Asteraceae. Gene Ontology annotation, molecular function: RNA binding; zinc ion binding; protein binding. The record is from RefSeq and is a predicted model, not a curated record. Gene Ontology annotation, biological process: RNA modification. The coding region runs from base 112 to 2271 and encodes 719 amino acids.
AAUAGCCGGUAAAAAAUGAACAAUAGUCAGUGAAAAUCGUUUUGGGAUAUAGAUACUCACAUUAUAUUAUCCGCUUUUCAAACAAACUCUACAUUUUGCUUCAUAAAAGUCAUGACUCGAAAUCUUGAUUUUCCGAAAACAUUAACGACAUUUCCCGGAAUAUUUCAAGCUAAAAAGAUUCAAACUUUAGCCCUCCAACAAUACAAAGCUAACAACUUUACUAACAAUCUUCAAACUUUAGCCCUCAAUCCAGAAUCUUUUUACACAACCCUUCUUGAUCAAUCAACUUCCAAGAAACAUCUUAAUCAAAUUCACUCCCAAAUAACUGUCAAUGGCUUUCAAUCUAAUGGAUUUAUCAUUACGAAAUUUAUCAAUGUUACUUCUAACUUGGGUGACAUUUGUUAUGCACGCAAGGUGUUCGAUGAAUUUCCUCAACCAUAUGUAUUUUUAUGGAACGCUAUAAUCCGUGGCUACUCGAAACAAAACAUGUUUCAUGAAGCUGUUGGGUUGUAUGCACGAAUGCAGAAGGCGGGUGUCGGUCCAGAUUGUUUCACAUUGCCUCAUGUGCUUAGGGCGUGUGGUGGAGCUGCUGACCUUGAAGUUGGACGGGCGUUACAUGGGCAGGUUUUUAGACGUGGGUUUGAGAAGGAUGGGUUUGUGCAGAAUGGGGUUGUGGCGGUUUAUGCAAAGUGUGGCAGGAUUGAUGAGGCGAGGGUUGUGUUUGAGGGGUUGGGUGAUAGGACGGUUGUGUCCUGGACUAGUAUUAUUUCGGGUUAUGCUCAGAAUGGACGGCCUGUUGAAGCGUUGAAAAUGUUUAAAAAGAUGAGGGAUUGUGGGUUCAAACCCGAUUGGAUUGCUCUGGUUAGUGUUAUAAGCGCGUAUGCUGAUAUAGAGGAUCUGGGACAAGGGAGAUCUGUUCACUCUUGUGUGAUCAAGAUGGGACUUGAGUGUGAGCCUGAUCUGCGGAUUGCUCUGACAACAUUGUAUGCAAAAUGUGGGCAUGUGAUGAUUGCGAAUUCGUUAUUUGAUGAAAUGGAAAUAUCUAAUGUGAUUAUGUGGAACACCAUGAUUUCUGGUUUUGUGAAUAACGGAUUCUGUAAUGACGGGAUAUCACUUUUCAAAAGAAUGUUGUCGAAAAACCUAAGACCAGAUUCUGUCACGGUCUGCUCUACAAUAUUGGCUUGUGCCCAACUGGGAUCACUUGAAGAAGCAAGAAAGAUGGGUGAAUACAUUGAUAAAAGUGAGUAUAAAUCUGAUGUUUUUGUCAGCACAGCACUUAUUGACAUGUAUGCAAAAUGUGGAAGCGUAGACUUGGCUCGUAAAGUUUUCGAUGAAACAAAAACAAAAGACAUUGUUGUUUGGAGUGCCAUGAUUGUAGGCUACGGCGUACAUGGUAGGGCACACGAAGCCAUCAAUCUUUUCAAUUCAAUGAAACAAGCCGGGGUGGGCCCAAAUGAUGUCACUUUCAUCGGGCUUCUUACAGCGUGUAAUCAUGCUGGACUUGUGGAGGAAGGUUGGAAAAUAUUUAACAGUAUGAAAGAUUAUAAUAUUGAGCCACGGCAUCAACAUUAUGCUUGUGUUGUUGAUAUUCUCGGUCGCGCAGGGUGUUUAGAACGGGCUUAUGAUUUCAUAAUUAAUAUGCCGAUCAAACCUGGUGUUUCAAUUUGGGGAGCACUUUUAAGUGCGAGUAGGAUUCAUCGUCAUGUGGCAAUAGGAGAAUAUUCUGCAGAACAGCUUUUCUCAUUAGAUCCUUACAAUACUGGACAUUAUGUACAGCUGUCAAAUCUUUACGCUUCAGUUUAUAUGUGGAGUGGUGUAGCACGGGUUCGACUUUUAAUGAAGGAGAGAGGAUUGGCUAAGGAUAUCGGUUGUAGUAUGAUAGAGAUUAGUGGAAAGCUUCAUGUCUUUCGUAUGGGAGAUAUAUCACAUCCGGAAUCCAGUGAAAUAUUGAAGGAGCAUAAGAGGUUGGACACGAGGUUGAAAGAGGCUGGAUUUGUUGCUGAUACAGAGUCUGCUUUACAUGACUUGAGUUAUGAAGAUAAGGAAGAGAGUCUUUGCAAUCACAGUGAAAGGCUGGCAAUUGCUUAUGGGCUCAUUAGUACUCGUUUUGGAAGUACACUUAGGAUAACUAAGAAUUUACGUGCAUGUGUAAACUGUCAUGCUGCGAUAAAACUGAUAUCAAAAUUAGAAAGCAGGGAAAUAGUUGUUAGGGAUGCCAAUCGAUUUCAUCAUUUCAAGGAUGGAGAGUGUUCUUGUGGAGAUUACUGGUGAGAGGAAUUUGGUUGACUGCAUCAUGGCUUAUCUAACAGGGUUGAGACUUGAGAGUCUAUUUUAUUUGAGAAUGUUCAGUUGGUGUGCUAGAAAGAUCAACAAGUCAAAGUAACAUAACCAGGGGCGACAAAUUUCAUCUAGGACUAUGGCCAUCUCAGUGGGAUAAGAAGCCUGCAUGGCAAUGCCACAAAUCCCUUCUUUGGCAUCAACAUCCCUUUGCAUCAUUAUGUAACCCUCUUGACCCCAACUUGUUCCCCAAGAGUUCUUCACCAGCCAAUACUUAGUCCCGUCAUCACUCGUUCCAUAACCAACUGCAGUAACACCGUGGUCAAGUUCCGUGCCACACUCGCCUGUAAACACACCGGUAGAGUAAAACUGGAAGUCGGACCCACUAGCAUCAAUGGCAACAGACACAGGCUGAUUAGCUACAGCCUUCAACAGUGCACUUUCGCUAUUAGCCGGAACAUCUUCAUGGCCAGUUAUGGUUGCAGCGUGGUUAGAUGCCGCAUUGCUGUUGCAGCUUCCGUCAACUCCUUUGUACGGGUGUUACUGCACCUUUCUUUCUCCAAUCCAUUGAUGAUGGAACUGCUGUCACAUUUUCAUACCUGAAAGUAGAGGUAGAUGGGGAGCAUUCAUGGGCCAUGAAUCGGUUCCUUGUGGUCCUGAAUUCUUCAUUUGUAAGCGUCCUUGUAUAUGCGACCAUAACGAGCCAUCCAUUGCUCAUGGCUCUCGUGGCUUGAAGUUUCAGGGAGCAACCGGGAUGCCGUGUUAGAUACCAAAGUGGCUGCGAGGAAGAGUAAAACUAGAAAGGCCAUGGAUCGUCGGUUUGGGGACGACAUACUGUUGAUAGUUAUAGGAGUCAAAGGAAACAAACCAGUUGGAGUGAAGUCUUCCAAUAGAGUGGGGUAGGAAGCCUGCAUGGCAAUGCCACAAAUACCUUCCUUAGCAUCAACAUCUCUUUGCAUCAUUAUGUAACCUUCUUGACCCCAGCUUGUUCCCCAGGAGUUCUUUACCAGCCAAUACUUAAUCCCGUCAUCACUCGUUCCAUAACCAACUGCAGUAACACCGUGGUCAAGUUCCGUGCCACACUCUCCUGUAAACACCCCGCUAGAGUAGAACUGGAAGUCGGACCCACUAGCAUCAAUGGCAACAGACACUGGCUGACUAGCUACAGCCUUCAACAGUGCACUUUCGCUAUUAGCUGGAACAUCUUCAUGGCCCGUUAUGGUUGCAGCGUGGUUAGAUGCCGCAUUGCUGUUGCAGGUUCCAUCAACUCCUUUGUGUUACUGCACCUUUCUUUCUCCAAUCCAUUGAUGAUGGAACUGCUGUCACAUUUUCAUACCUGAAAGCAGAGGUAGAUGGGGAGCAUUCAUGGGCCAUGAAUCGGUUCCUUGUGGUCCUGAAUUCUUCAUUUGUAAGGUAGCAACCGGGAUGCUGUAUUAGAUAUCAAAGUAGCUGAGAGGAAGAGUAAAACUAAAAAGGCAAUGGAUGGACGGUUUGUGGACGACAUACUGCUGAUAGCUAUAAGAGUCAAGGGAAACAAACUAGUUGGAGUGAAGUCUUCCAAGAGAGGUUGCCUUUAUAUAGAAAUAGGGAUUCUGUCCUCGCAUGCAAGUUUACUAUUUUUAAUUUCAUGUUCGUGGAAGAUAGGAUGUUCUGAUUAUGGAAUAUUAACUAAUAGGAGCUAAUAACGUACUUUAGCUGUUGUUUAGUC